AAGAAUCAGCUGCAGCAGACCCAGCGGUCCUCCUCCAGCUGUCAUGGCGCUGCUUUACGGGUUAAUAUGGCGGCUUCUCUUAGCGGUGGUCCGUAUCAAGAGAGCCACAGCUUCCUGGUUCCGACUCAGUAUCCGUUCAUGGAGAGAGCGCUUCUGGCAGCGGACGAUGGCAGCUCUGCUGCUGCCGGUCCCCAUGUCGGAGCUCCCGGUCUACCCGCAGGCCGCUGGUACCGAUGGCGGCAGAGCAAAGCGUCUGUCCCGGUGGAUCUCUGACGGGAAGUCGCUGGACAAACUACCGGCUCACAUCGGCUUCCUAGUGGCGGAGGAGGAGCUCAGCUACACGGACGUCGCUAACAUAGUGGUGUGGUGUAUGGCCAUCGGCGUGUCCUACGUCAGCGUGUACGAUCACCACGGUCUGUUCCAGAAGAACAGCUCCUGCCUUCAGGAGGAGGUGGUGAGGCAGCAGCACCACCUGCUGGGUGGAGCUCACCCUGAAUAUCAGAUGGAGGUGCUGAAGAGCAGCACAGGCAGACCCCAGCACCUGGUGGUGUCCUGCAGACCCACGGUGAAGGUGCUCUCUCCAGAGGAUGGGAAGCCUAGUAUUGUCCAGGCAGCAAGAAAACUUUGUCACUCUGUGGAAAAGAAGGAGUGGAGCUCCAAAGACAUCAGUGUCUCCAUGUUGGACGUUCUUCUCAGAGAAAGUAAAAACAUCCCAGAUCCAGAGCUGGUGGUGAAGUUCGGUCCAGUGAACAGCAUGUUGGGUUUCCUCCCCUGGCAUAUCAGACUCACAGAGUUCAUUUCUCUGCCGUCCCACAGAGAUGUUUCUUUCGAAGACCUGUUUGGGGCCCUGCAGCAGUACAGUGCCUGUCAGCAGCGGCUUGGACAAUGAUGAGCAGUGUUUGCUCUUCGGAGGGGAAUCUUUGCAGGAAGUAGGGGGCCAUCCUGCCAACCAUGAUCCACUGAAAACUCCAAUUGUUUUCUUCUGGACUAAAAAAUUGAAAACAGUACCCUGGAAUCAUGACCAGCCUGUCUUCUGCAUAUGUUUCAUGCUUAGAUAAUGAGACAGCAUCUAGUAAACCUAUAUUCCAACCAAAUGCAAUAUGGUCAAACAGAAAUGGACAUUUGUCAAUGAGGACUUCCUGCAGAGACAGAAUCUGCUUCACCUCCUAAACUCUCAGUGCAACUAAUAAAGAUGGAAAUCUCCUAUAGUACUGGAGGAUAGAAGAUACAGCCGUACUGCAUGGGGUAAAUUUGCACAUUAGACAAUAAACAGAAACUUGGCUCUGGGACUGAAACAUCA
Molecule: messenger RNA, 1300 nt
Organism: Cyprinodon tularosa
Lineage: Eukaryota; Metazoa; Chordata; Actinopteri; Cyprinodontiformes; Cyprinodontidae
Gene: nus1
Product: NUS1 dehydrodolichyl diphosphate synthase subunit
Exons: 5
Coding region: 44-889 (281 amino acids)
Cellular component (GO): endoplasmic reticulum membrane; dehydrodolichyl diphosphate synthase complex
Molecular function (GO): ditrans,polycis-polyprenyl diphosphate synthase [(2E,6E)-farnesyl diphosphate specific] activity
Source: RefSeq, a predicted model, not a curated record